AUGAAUACAAAUUCUACUGAUUUGAACGGCCAAAUUACCGCUGAAAUUUCAUCAAUACUUUUUCCUAAUGAAAAACAAAGUCAAGAAACAUUUGCCGAUUCAGUAAAUGCCCUUAAUACACGAUUAUUACACGAAUCAUCACAACAAGAACAAUCAAAAGAAAUUUGCAAACAAUCGAUCGAUUCUAAUCAUAUUCAUCGUUCAGCAGCUAUGUCAUCUCUUAACAAUGUUCUUAAUGAACUUAACAAACGUUGUAAUUUUCAUUUUAAUCAGCCUCUUCCUUUCGAAACAUUCGAAACAGAAAUACCAAUUGUAAGGAGUAGUUCAUUAGACAAUGAAGUUCAACGUGAUGAAGAACAUCAAACGAAUGAUCAUCAAAAUACUGAUCAAGAACAUAAAAUUACGACACUAAUUGAUUCUGAAAAUACAUUUCAAAUUAAAGAGAGUUCUGAGCUAAUCGAUUCAAUAAAUCAAACAAAUAAAACAUUUGAAGUUGAACGUGUAGAAACAUUUUCAACAAGUACAUCAAAUUCUAAUACAAAAAUAGUACAUAAUGUAUUUCAAGUAAUGAAAACAGCUGGCGAUGCGUAUGACAUGUUAUUUAUUGAAGACCUAAUAGAUUCUGUAAGUCCAUUACUUCGUGCUUUGGUUAUUCGUGAAAAAUAUAUGUUACGUAGUUUCCAAUCAUAUCCAUCAACGGUUAUAAAUUUUUUAACUAGAAUAUUAGAAGAAGAUGAUCUAUCACGACGUACAUCGUUAAAUGUCAAGCGACAUAGUAAUGAAGUACUUGAGCCAUAUUCUGUACCAGCUAUAAAAUUCGAAAAUCCAUUUAGUAGUAAAUUACCUCCACCUAUUGAUGUUCAUGUUAAAGCAGAAAGAGGUAUAUAUCAUGCUUAUACACUUAAUGAAGAAAAACAAUGGAUACCAGCUGAUUAUAAAUCCGUUAAGCGUGAUGAAUUCAUUGACGAUUAUAUCAUUUUAUUAAAACUGAUUAUCGAUGGUCCAUUACAAUCAUUUUGUCAUCGUCGUUUACAAUAUCUUAAGACUAAACAUGAUUUACAUUCUUUACUUAGUGAAGUUAAAGAAUGGGGAGAAGUUCAAUCAACACCAUAUAGAGAUUUUUAUAAUGUUCGAAAAGUUGAUACACACAUUCAUGCAGCAUCAUCAAUGCAUCAAAAAUGUUUAUUAAGUUUUAUAAAGAAAAAAAUGGAAGUAUCAAGUAAUAUGAAAGUUUGUAAGAAAAAGGAUGGAACUACUAUGACAUUAAAAGAAGUUUUUGAUGAAUUAAGAAUUAAUAUUAAUGAUAUAAAUGUAGAUCUACUUGGUGUUCAUGCUGAUCGAAAUACAUUCCAACGUUUCGAUCGUUUUAAUUCAAAAUAUAAUCCUCUUGGUCAAAUUAUGUUACGAGAAAUUUUUAUGAAAACUGAUAAUUAUAUUGAUGGUAUAUUUUUUGCUGAUCUAUUAAAAGAAGUUAUAGCUGAUUUAGAAGUAAAUAAAUAUCAACAUGCUGAACCUCGUUUGUCAAUCUAUGGUAAAAGUAUCGAUGAAUGGGAUAAAUUAGCUAAAUGGUUUAUUACAAAUAAAAUGUAUUCGACUAAUGUUGCUUGGAUGAUACAAGUGCCACGUAUUUAUGAUGUUUAUCAUGCAAAUGGUAUAAUAAAAAAUUUUCAAGCAUUUUUAAACAAUUUAUUUCAACCAUUAUUUGAUGCAACUAUUAAUCCCGAAUCACAUCCAGAUCUAUUUCAGUUUAUGAGUCAUUUUACUGGUUUUGAUUCAGUUGAUGAUGAAUCAAAACCUGAAAAAUUAACAAUGACACAUGAUAUGGCAUAUCCAGAUGAAUGGAAUAUAAAUGAAAAUCCACCUUAUAGUUAUUAUUUAUUUUAUAUGUACGCAAAUAUUCUUACACUUAAUCAACUUCGAAAAACACGUGGUUUAAAUACAUAUCAAUUUCGUCCACAUUGUGGAGAAGCUGGUGCUGUAUCACAUCUUGUUACAGCAUUUAUGGUUGCAGAAAAUAUUUCUCAUGGUUUAGUUUUACGCGAAGUAUUUUAA
Messenger RNA from Rotaria sordida, 2052 nucleotides. Lineage: Eukaryota; Metazoa; Rotifera; Eurotatoria; Philodinida; Philodinidae. The record is from the annotation of a GenBank genome assembly.